AUGCGCAGGGAGAGAGACUUUUCUCCGCCAUCCCCCCGCUACGGCGGCGCCCGAAGAGACGACUUCCGACCCUCUGCCGACGGGCCGCCGCUGCCGCGCCCCAGGUCGUACGACGAGCGCGACGACCGCGGCGACCGCGGCGGCAAGUACUUUGGGCGACGAGAUCGAGGCGGGCGCGGCGGCUUGUCUCCAGAGAGAUCGCCCUCUCUGCGAAGAAGAAGAGACGAGUGGCGGGGGCGGGACGGAUCCCUGGACGACCGCGCGGGGCGAUACUCCCCUCCACCGCCCGCGGACGGCGGGUACUACCGCCGGCGGUUCCCGGAACGCAGCGACUCGCCGUAUGCGCGUAGAGGCCGAGAGGGGCGCGACGACUUCCGCGGUCGGCGGAACUCGUCGUCGCCCAUGGAGCCUGCGAACGACGAGCUCCGCGGCAGACCGCGGGGUGGCGAGCGGCAUGGCGGUCCAGGAGGCAAAGGCCGGAGAUACUCUGUCGUGGCUCGAGGCGUCGAUCGCAGCGCGACGCAGGACGACCUGCGCAAGUUUUUCGGCAGAGGCUUUGCAUUCAUAGAGUUCGAGACGGAGUGGGCGAUGGUGAAAGUUCUGAAGCAGCUCCAAGGGGCGGAGUUCCUCGGGCGGCGUCUGAUGCUGGAGGAAGCAGAAGGCGAACCGAGCACUGCAGAAGAAAUGCGUCGCCGCUUCCAGCAGAGGCGCCAGGCGCGUUAUGAGAAUGGAGACUUUGGACCCGGCCGCGGCGACUAUCACAGGCCUUACGCGCGAGCGGGCACGGGGCCGUCGUACCGGUCUAGUCGGGGCGACCGAAGGUAUUCGCGAUCUCCUGAGAGGCGUGGAGGUGAGGACGAGCUCCCAUUCCUUGUUCAGGCCUCUGUUCAGUCCUUUCUCUGCGACUUGGGUUAG
Messenger RNA from Besnoitia besnoiti, 915 nucleotides. Its product is annotated as RNA recognition motif-containing protein. The transcript is spliced from 4 exons. The record is from RefSeq and is a predicted model, not a curated record. Bases 1 to 915 code for a protein of 304 amino acids. NCBI's taxonomy places the organism in Eukaryota, Apicomplexa, Conoidasida, Eucoccidiorida, Sarcocystidae. Gene Ontology annotation, molecular function: RNA binding.